GUAGAGUACAAGUGCACUGGGCGAUCGGUGCUGGGAAGUUAGGGGAGUGUCAGCUGGAGGAUGAUAAACUCAAUGGGACUCUCUAUUUUUAACCUCCUGUUCUUUCCUCCUGCUCGUGUCAUCAGGGCUGGCUGAGCCUUCUCCUCAAUGAUUUCAAAUAUCCCUGGUCACUACUUUUACAAGUGGUCGUGGUAGAGAGGAAGGGGGCCUUUAAAUCUCAGAUCUUUACUGGAGAGUUUGCAGGUUUUCUCUUUGGGACAUCAUGUCUGGCGAAGGGAAUCCAACCGGACAGCUAUCAACGACCACCGUCAGUUCCGUGGCCAUCCAAGCCGGGGAAUGUAGAGUUGUGAUUGCUAUUCUCAAGAGUGGAGAACUAGUCCAGUUGCAGGUGGGAGAAGCUGUACCAAAUUUACUAGAGAUUGGGGAAAGCCACGAUGAAGCCAAGAAACUGCUUCAAGACCACAGUGCACUUCUCUACAAAAUCAAGGCUUUGGAAGACCAUGUAUGGGAUUUGUUAUAUGAAGCAGACAAGAUAGCAGAACAAAAUAAAGACCAAAGCCAAGUAUAUGACGCUAUGGCACUGACCCUAAAGGAGGCAUGGGACGCCCUCAUCCUCGUGCUUGAGAGAAGGAGAGAUUUAUUGCAGAUGGCGGCCGGGUUCUUUGGUAUUGCACUACAGUUUUCUGAUGCCAUUAAUACUGCAGAGACUUUUCUUCAGAACACGCCAGAUACUGUUGAUUCUACUGUAAAAUAUCUCGAGCAGCUUCAACAGCAUACAAAGGCUCUCCUGGCACAGUCUUUGGCCUUGCUAAAUAAAAGCCAGGAACUGACUGAAUUCAUACAGCAAUGUAAAGCUCACCGGCCAGUGGCAAGUUGUGACACCAUGAAAGGAGCCCGGAGCAGCUGCUCCAAAGUGGAAGGACUACUGGAAUCUCUACAAGACAGGAGGCGGCAGCUGGACAGGCAGAUGAGACAACACCGACAAAGACUGGAGCAGGUCCUGAGCGUUAGUCAGUGGCACCAGCAGGAGGACAAGGUUACUGGCUGGCUGAGGAAGCAUAUAGACUUAUAUCUAACAGAUGUUCAGCUCGGGGCAUCACUGACAGAAAAUGAGGAGCUGUUUCACAAGCACAAACAGCUUGAACUUAACUCCAAGGAGCAGACUUCAACUUUCCAAAAGCUAAAUGCCGAGGCUGAUCAUCUGUCAGCCAUGAAGGACUGCCCAGAUAUAGAAAAGCUAAACAAUUCUUAUGAAAAAUUGAAUGCACUUCAUGCAGAAUACUGGAAACGGAUGGACCGGAGACAAGCUCUAUUACUGGAAGCCAAUCACUUCUUUAAAUGCGUUAACAAGGCUUUUGACAAGCUUGGAAGCAUGGAGUCUUACCUGAAACAGCAGAAGACGCGAACUCUUAGUGAGCUUGAACUCGCAACAAAGCAAAGGGAAGCUGAAGCUGAGAUCCAGAGGUGUACUUCUGAGGCUUUCCACAAGGGGCAGGCUCUUUUCAAGAAAUCACCUUUCAGCCCUGGGAUGACUGGAAUUCAGGAAAUGAUUGGAUACCUUCAGAAAAGAGUAGAUCAGCUACUCGGCCAGUGCCCUGUACCUGUGGAAAAUUCCCUCAAGCAACAGGAGAUUAUGGCGUCAUUAGAGGAUCAUCUUAGAAAGAUAUCUGCAUGGAUACAGAAUAUAAAUGCAGAUUUGGAAAGACUCAGCAAUCCAGACAGUAUCGGUGAAUGUGAGGACGUGCGGUAUAAACUUGGAGAACUGGUUAAACAAACGAAGGAAGCAUCUAAAUGUAUGGCAUCUACGGCACAACUCAUUAGGGAGGUAACACAGACGGGACCCUCAGGAGGUGAAGCGUUUUCUGGCCAGUCACGAGUUCUGGAUGAAGAACUGAAAGCUCUGGAUCAGAGCAUUGAUGAAAAACUAGACGUUGUAAAUGUCUACAUUGCUUUUAUCAAGUCUUCAGAACAGCUGGAUUCCCACAUCCAACACCUAAAAGAAGAAUAUACACCAAAGCCAGAUGAAGUAUCCACAGCCACGCUGGAGACAGCAGACAGGCAGAUUCAGAGCGUCCUGGAUGAGCUUUUCUCUGUUCAAGAUAUGGGACAAAAUUGUUUGAAUAUUAUAAAAAUGAUGAACAAGAACACGAUUCUGAAGGACAAACACGUCCAAAAGGUGGAGAAGACAAUGGCCUAUUUAAAUAAGGAAAAAGCUGAGAUAACAAACUUGUGGUCAACCUGGAGACAACAUGUCAAUCAAAUAAACUCUUCUAAGCACCAAUGGAGAACUAUUAAAGAUCAGCUGAAAUUGGCUAAUAGCAGAUUACAGGAACUGGAGAAGGAUCUUCAGCCUCUGUCUUCACUGAUUCAAGGAAAUGACACCCAAAAUAUUGUAAAUGCACAAGAAAAUCUGUAUAACAUCAAGGCAAAGUUCCAGAAACUCAAUGAUGAAAUGGAGCAAGCUGUAAAGAUCUCCGAGCUUCUCACUCGAGAAGGAAUGAAUGUAAAAACAGGGAAGGUUCAAGACCUUGCACAGUAUCAGCAAAGAUUGAAGGACACUAUCAUGGAAUAUGAAGAAUUUUUUAUCAAAAUUGUGUCAUUUCAUAGAAUGAAGGCAGAACUGAAUAUUCUAAAGACAGAGUUGGAGCAAUCGACACGUACCUGUGCCAUGCCUGAUAACCAGCCAGUAAAAAAGCAGGAGCAGCAAGCAAAUAUACAGAGUUUAUAUAACAUCAUCCUUAACUUGGGAGCGCAAAUCAUUUCUACAGCCCAACAUUUUAAGUACAUUACUAUAUCCUUACAUGACCUUCAGCACCAAAUUAAGGACUUGGAACAUGAUGGCAUGACCUGGAAUGCCAAUGUUAAAAACCUGGAAGAAAAUGUAUCAGGCAAUCUACACGGCAUAUCCCUAGAGGAGGUCAAUGAGCUGAAAGAGUCAUUUAAGGAUCUGAAGAAAAAAUUUAAUAACUUGAAAUUCAACUAUACAAAAAAAGCCGAUAAAGGACGGAAUCUGAAAGUAAUUAAGAACCAGAUACAGCAAGUUGAAAUGUAUGCAGAGAAAAUUCAGGCUUUAAAGAAGAAAAUUGAUAAUUUAGAAAGGAAGAUGUCAACAAGUAAUGUUUCUCAGCAAAUGAACAAAGAAGAUAUUGUUCAGCAGUCAAUUAGUGAUCUGCAGAUGCAUAUGAAUGAAUUUAGUGGCGUGGUGAAAGAUUAUAAAGUGUACCUUGAAAUGGCUGAAGACCUACAACAUUUAAUGGAGGAGAGUCACUUUUGGUGUGAAGAAGCUUGUGCCACAGUGGUCAGAGUGGGACGUUAUUCUGCAGAAUGUAAAACAAAGGAAUCCAUAGAGGUUCUCCUGAAGCAGUUUAACAAGUUUGUGGAACCCACUGUCCCACAACAAGAAGAAAGAAUCCAGCAAAUGACUAAUAUUGCAAAGCACCUUUAUGGAGCAGACGAUGGAAUGAAAUAUGUUGAGAAGACUUUGCUAAAACACAAGGAAGCCCUCAUCUCUGUGAAUGAUUUAUGUACCUAUUUAAAGGAACUAGAAGAGAAAUUGCAGGAGCCUCAGAAAGUGCCUGUAAUUUCCAGAAGCGGUGAAACUGGAGAAACGGUUGAUCUGCCAGUAACUUCCAAAGACGGUAGUAUGCAAGCAGAUACAGACUUUCAGCCUGAAAUGCUAGCAGAAGAAGCUGUAUCGGGGGAUGAAUAUGAAUGCAUAUCCCCUGAUGACAUCUCCUUGCCUCCGCUUGCUGAGACUCCUGAAUCCAACCUCCCCCAGUCAGAGACAGAGCAGGAUGAACAACCUUGCUACAGCUCACACAGCAUGCAUGUCAGCUCCUACAGCAUGCAAAUGCACAUAAACACAAGUGGCAAAAGGGCAACGGACAGUUUUGAUUUCUUAACACCUGCCGCUUACACUGAUCUGCCAAAAAAGGAAAAGACUUCUAGUUACACAGAGAGAUUCUAUUCACCCACUGUUGGAUGUAAAGUAGAGUCUCCUUUCUCCCACCAUUCGACAAUAGUCAAUGAAACCCGCUAUUCUCUAAGCACUUCCCCUGCCAGAACAAAACCCAUUCACCACAUGUUGAACGAGAUGCAUGAAACUCAUUUGCAGAGAUGUUCUGUUUACGAAAACACGGAAAAAACUGAACAAUUGCAUGCCUCAGAUAACACUGCUAGAACUAUAGAUAGGGCGCAUGCUACCCCAGAUGAAUUCUCUGGUCUCGUGCUUCAGUUAGACCCUGCCACAAGCUGCCAGAGGCAUAUGAUUACCCAAGAGGCGAUUAGAAGUGUUUCAGAAAAACACAACAGUGUUAGUCUAGCAGGUCAAAGUCCUGCCUUCUCCAAGCAGCUGAAUAAUGUAACAGUUAAGGAAGGUUCUCCAGUUACUUUGGAAGUAGAAGUUACUGGAUAUCCGGAGCCUACUCUAACAUGCACUCAAGGUUUAAAAAUCAACAAGGGGGACAUACACCAUGUAUAGAUCAGGAGUACUUCAUGACACCGGAGAUGACUUCCAGAUAAAGUACAGAAAGAAUAAGGGACAUUCUACAGGUUAUGAGCUUGUCGACCAGGAAAAGCAACACAAUAUGCAGGAGGUGUCGAAGGAGGAAACUGGCCAAUUAAUAGCUUGCACCUCAGUCCAUAAAGCAUCCAUCACUUCCAUCAGUGAUGCCAAGCUGGCAGAAAGGCGACUACAAUGGGUUUCAGAUGUUGAUUGGAUAACACUGGUUGUCAUCUAUAUCUGUGUGUCAGUCGUGUAUUGGUUAUUGUGUUAGCAUGUGCACUGCUUGACAAUCAUUUUAGAAACUUUUUUUUAUUUUUAUCAAACUCUAUUAAAGGGAGUCUGUCACCGAUAUAUGACCAUAUACAGCACUUACAUGGCGCUGUAGCACGCCUAUACAGGAUUCUAAUGGUAACUUUGUUAUUUUCUUUAGACAUCCAGAAGCAGGAAAAACGACGUUUAUUUCAUAUGCAAAUGAGCACUCGCAAGUGCCCAGGGGCGGUGUUCCGUAUGUAGGUGCCCAGGCUGCUCUGCCUUUUUAACCGUGCAAUGCCCAUUUUGGGUACGGCAUCAAUUCAGCUAGUGCGCCAGCCGGUGAAGCAGUGCGCAGGCGCGGGAUC
Messenger RNA from Bufo bufo (common toad), 5121 nucleotides. RefSeq names its product coiled-coil domain containing 141 (gene CCDC141). NCBI's taxonomy places the organism in Eukaryota, Metazoa, Chordata, Amphibia, Anura, Bufonidae. Gene Ontology annotation, biological process: axon guidance. Gene Ontology annotation, cellular component: plasma membrane; cytoplasm. The record is from RefSeq and is a predicted model, not a curated record. The transcript is spliced from 24 exons. The coding region runs from base 263 to 4480 and encodes 1405 amino acids. Gene Ontology annotation, molecular function: guanyl-nucleotide exchange factor activity.